Molecule: messenger RNA, 1914 nt
Organism: Lodderomyces pseudojiufengensis
Lineage: Eukaryota; Fungi; Ascomycota; Pichiomycetes; Serinales; Debaryomycetaceae
Gene: MEA1
Product: Mea1p
Exons: 1
Coding region: 1-1914 (637 amino acids)
Biological process (GO): cellular bud site selection; actin cortical patch localization
Cellular component (GO): cellular bud neck; plasma membrane
Source: RefSeq, a predicted model, not a curated record
AUGCCAAAUAUUGAAUAUAUAAUCACGGCUGAAUUCCACAUAGAUAAAGGACCUUCAUUAGUUUUCCAAUAUCCUCAUCAAUUACCUGGAUUACAAAACUUAUAUUUCUUACCAGAAUUAAUGUUACCAGAUCAAAUCCAUAAGAGAAAUGAAGAUUAUACACUUUUCUUACUUUAUAGAAAUUUAAAUACUGGAGAAUUUCAAUAUCUUUAUAAUAAAAAUAAUUGUGAACCAGAUCCUUAUUUUUUAUAUACUAUAGUAUUAAAUUUAACAAACGAUGAAUACAAGAGAGGUUCACAAGUUAAAAGUUUAUCAAUUUUAACAAAUUUAUCAUUUUUUAAAAAUUUUAAACCUGUUAUGAUGAUUUGUUUAGAUUUAUAUUUUAAAUCAAAUGAUCACCACAUAAUAAAACAAUUAUAUAAAAGUAUAAAUGAAAAAAGCUUUAUAAUAAGUCGUGAUUCAUUAAAUGGUAUGGAAAUUAAUGAUAUAAGUCUUAUAAAGAAAUUAUUAAUAACAAGUAUAUUAGAUCUACCUAUAAAUGAUAAAAUUUAUUAUGAUGAAAAUUUUAGAAAUAAAAUUUUGGGGAUAGGAAAAUCUCAAAUUAUAAAUCCUGAUUUAUUUAUAAGAAAAGAUUUAAGUUUUAAUUCUAUUUUAAAUUUUAAUGAAAUGAAUAUUCCAAUAAGAAUUCCAAUGAUAAAUUUACCUGAUACUAUAGGAGAUUAUUUAAAUCCAACAGAUUUAAAUUUUAAACCAAAUUUAAUAAAUAUUUUAAAUAGUAAAUUAUCAAGUUCAAUUUUAAAUAAUGAAUUAACAAUAUAUGGUUUACAAACUCCUCCUAUAAUAAUAUUAAUAAAUGCUAUAUUAACUGGUAAAAAGAUAUUAGUUAUGAGUUAUGAAAAUAGUUCAGGAUAUAUUAUAGAUCAUAUUUUAUUAAUAUUAAAAAUUAUAACAGGAGGUGGAAUCCUUAGUGGACUUUUAACAAGAUAUAAUAUUUUCCCCAUUAUUGAUGUUUCAAAAAUUGAAUUAUUAGAAGAAUGUGAUAGUUUUAUUGCUGGUACAAUAAAUCCAUUUUUUAAAAAUAAUGAUAAAUUAUGGGAUUUAUUAUAUGAUUUAGAUUUAAAUGAAUUUAUUAUAAGUUCUAAUAUUGAAACACCUGGUGAUAACAUUAUAAAAAGUUCAAUAAUAUCAGAAGAUGCAAGAUUUUUAUCAAAUUUACAAUUAAGUAUUUUUAAUUAUAAUGAUGAUUUAACAACUAUACAAUUAAUUUUUAGAAGACAUAUAAAUGAAAUCAUAAGAAUCUUGUUGAGUUCAAAAAAUUUUAAUAAUAACUUAUUACCAAAUAAUAAAGAUUUAAUAUUAUUAUUAGAAGGUAUUGGAUAUUAUUGGUCAAGUGAUACAACAAAAUUAUUAGAAAUUUCAUGUUAUCAAUUAAUUUCAAAAAAAUUUCAAAAUUUAUUAUAUAAUGAAAAAUUAAUUUAUAACCUAAUUUUACCAAAUUUAUCAAAUGAAUUAAAUUUAAUGAUUGAUUUACAUUAUCAUUUACAAAGUUUAAAUAAUGUUUCCAUCACUACAAAAAUAAAUGAAAGAGAAAUUUGGUUUAAUAUAUUAAAAUUUUUGAUAAGUGGGAAAUCAUUAGAAAUUUUUUUAUUAAUUACAUAUUUAAUUCCUCCAAAUAGUUCAACAAGUUUACAAAGUUCUAUAGCACAUAAUGGUAAUAUAACAAUAUUUGAUAAAAAUAAAGGUAUUGAAUUAUUAUUAAUUAAUUUAUUUAAUUUUGAUGAUCAAAUUAAAUCAAAUAUUAUAAUGAUUUUACAAGAAUUAGAAGAUAAUUUUUUAUGUGGUUGGUGUAUUAAUUUAUUUUUAAAAAAUAAUUUAAUUUAUGAAAUUGCAUUUAAUGAGUUGAUAAAUACUUAG